Molecule: messenger RNA, 2370 nt
Organism: Lycium barbarum (goji berry)
Lineage: Eukaryota; Viridiplantae; Streptophyta; Magnoliopsida; Solanales; Solanaceae
Exons: 3
Coding region: 1-2370 (789 amino acids)
Source: RefSeq, a predicted model, not a curated record
AUGAAGAUGAAGAUUUUACUCAUUUCUGAUGUAAUUAAAAGGCAUCAUGAUAUAAAGGAGGUUUCUAAAGCUUCUCAAGAAAAUCAGAUGUCUGAAUGUACUCAAGCAGGUAAGUUGAAUAUAAAUGAAGUCUCUAAUGAGGAAGUUCAAGGUAAGAUUAGAAAGUAUUCAAUUAGCCUGGAGAAUAAAGAUGAAAGGGUUAUUGGUUGCUUUCCAAGUAAGACUGGUUCCAUGGAUCAGGAGGCUUCUGCUCAAGAUCUAAUUCUGAAAGAUAAUUCUAAUGUAGUAUCUACCCAGAAGAAACCUUCUCCUCAUAAAGAAUUACAUGAUCUGGUGUCACAUAAUCUGAAGGAUUUGGAGAAUAAAUGUUGCUUUACUGAAUGGCAAGAUGUGAUCAGUACAUAUGGUAAGCAAGCUGAGAGUAAUCUAAUAUUGGAGGAAUGUUCUUCACAUGAGACUAAAAGUAGUAAGAAAGGGAGGAAAGGCAAUCCUAAUGCUGAAUUGGUGGUUAGUAGAUCAGCUUCUAAAAGAAACACAGGUCAUUCAUGGAGCCUUUUCAAGAUUCUAGACACAUUGACAGAUAUAAAAGAAGAUUGGGUAUGCAGGUGGCUGGCUUUAACUGCAAUGGUUACUCUCAAGCUUACUUUCCUAGACAGUGGCAAAAUGUUAGUCACUCCCUUAGUUUAUGCAAAGUGUGAUGCUGUGGAUAGAUUGGAACUGUGGGAUAAUAUCUAUUCUUUAUCAAGCAACAUGAAUUUUCCAUGGUUGGUAGGUAGAGAUUUCAAUGUCAUUUUACAUGAAGAAGAGAAGAUAGGUGGGUUGCCUGUUCACCAAACUAAGGUUGAGGAUUUUGCAUUUUGCAAAAACUCUUGUGACUUGCAGGAUAUUGACUUUAGGGGCAGUCCUUUCACUUGGUGGAAUGGUAGAGCUGGGGAAGAUUGCAUAUUCAAAAGACUGGACAGUAUCUUAGUCAAUAAUCAGUUGCAAGAAUGGCUUGGUAAUCUACAAAUGGAGCAUUUAUCCAGAACUGGAUCAGAUCAUGCACCUCUUUUGCUUACAACAGGAGAACAAGUUCAACAAUUCUCCAAGCCUUUUAUAUUUCUAAAAUUUUGGGUAGAUCAUGAGUCUUUCUUGCAUACAGUGGAACAACAUUGGAGUACUGAGUUUGUUGGAGAUGCUUUUAUUACUUUCAAGUUUAAAAUGAAGAAAUUGAAAGCUGCUCAAUCUGUAUGGAGUAAAGAGACUUUUGGUGAUAUCUUUAAGCAACUAACUAUUAGAGAGGAUAUUGUUAAGAUCAAAGAGCAGUUGUUUGAAGAGGAUCCCUCUGAAGUUAAUAGAAUGGUUUUGCAACAAGCUCAAGCUGAAUUCAAAAGAUAUAUGCAUUUUAAAGAAGACUUUUGGAAACAAAAGGCUGGUGUUAAAUGGCAAUCAGAAGGAGAUAAAAAUACAAGGUUUUUUCACAGCUUGGUAAAUGGAAGGAGGAAUAGAAUGCAACUUAAUAGAAUACAAAAUGAUGAAGGUGCAUGGUUGGAAGAUAGGGAUCAGAUUUCAACAGUAGCUGUAUACUUCUAUCAGCAACAAUUCUCUUCUACGCCAACAUCAUCAGACUAUAGCAUCUUAGAGCAUGUGCAGGAAGCUAUUACUCAGGAUCAAAAUGAUUUAUUAUGCUCUAUGCCAUCUUUGGAGGAAGUGCAUAAAGCUGUAUUUGAGUUAGCAGGUGAUAGUGCAUGUGGCCCUGAUGGUUUAUCAGGAAUCUUCUAUCAGAAAUGUUGGGAUAUUGUUGGGGUAGAUGUAUACAAUGUAGUUAAGGCUUUCUUUGAUGGUCAAACUCUUCCAAAAUCUGUCACUCAUACUAAUUUGGUUUUACUACCAAAGAAGGAAAUUAUCAACAAUUUUUCUGAUCUCAGGCCUAUCGGUUUAAGUAACUUCAUCAACAAGAUCAUUACUAGAGUUAUUCAUGAAAGUUUGGAAUCUAUUCUGCCUUGCUUAAUUUCUCAAAACCAAUCUGGUUUUGUAAAAGGAAGGAAUAUUAUAGAAAAUGUGUUACUUACUCAAGAGGUUGUUGCCGAUAUUAGAAAGAGGGGAAGGCCAGCAAAUGUGAUCAUCAAACUAGACAUGGAAAAGGCAUAUGAUAGGGUCUCUUGGAAGUAUUUAAUUCAGGUGAUGAAGAGGAUGGGAUUUUCAGAGGUAUUUGUGGAUAUGAUUUGGAGAAUACUUGCUAAUAACUGGUAUUCAAACCUCAUUAAUGGACAGGCUACUGGUUUCUUUCAUUUUACAAAGGGAGUAAAUCAAGGUGAUCCUUUAUCACAUGCAUUAUUCAUCUUGGCUGCUGAAGUAUUAUCAAGAGCUUUAAAUAGCUUGUUUGAUUAA